AUGAAGUCAGCCAAGAAGUCCUCGCAGACCCAGUCGAAGUUGAGCCACUUCUUCAAGGUAGCCAACAAUGCAGGAGCCGACAAGGAGGAGGGGCAGGAGAGGAGAACCCUGUUCUCGCAUGCAGGCAAGCAUCAAAGUCAAGAUGCUCCUGCCAAGCAGAGAUGCGAGGAGGAGAAGGAGAUCGGCGAUCCGAGUGGCGGAGACGGGAGGGACGUUGCGCUUCCAGCAAGCGGGAGGAAGAGAGAGCACGAGCAGGCCGAGAGAGGCAGCGGGGGGAGGAGCCUCCGCCGGAGGGUGAGGAGGAGUCUGAAAGAAUCCUCAGAGGAGGAGGAGGAGGAGGAGGAGGAGGAGCGGAUUGUGUCUCAUGUGGUUGCAAGUGACUCGGACAGCGACGAGGGAAAGAAGAGCAGCUCCCAUACCACCCCUGCCAAGUGCGAGAUGAACGUGGACGUGUUUGACUGCACGCCAGCGAUGAAGAAGAAGGAAGAGGAGGAGGAGGAGGAGGAGAAGAAGAAGGAAAGGAAGGGAGCAAAGGGGAAGGGGGAGAAGGGGGAGAGGAGGGGUUUCACGCCUUUCAAGAGGAAGUUGGAGAGUGUUGUAGAGGAGGAUAAGGUGGAGGUAAAGACAGCAGCGAGCCUGACGGACAAGGAGGCUAAGAAGAGGCACGAGCAGUUUGUGAAGAAAGUCAGCCUGUUCAAGGAGCGGCUGGAUCGGGAAGAAAAGAAGGAAGUGACAGACAGUCAGAGCUCGUUCCAGAGUGUCGAUCUUGUCCCGACCGACCUCACGUAUCCUAAAGGGGCCAAGCUGACCCCGUUCGAAGAGCAAGUUGUUGAGAUAAAGAAGAAGCAUCCUGAUGUAGUUCUACUAGUUGAGUGCGGGUACAAGUUUCGCUUUUUGGGACGGGAUGCAGAGAUUGCGUCAAAAGUUCUUCACAUCUUUCAUCACAUUGACCACAACUUCCUGACUGCUUCCAUCCCAACUUUCCGACUACAAGUUCACAUUCGACGUCUAGUGGAGGCAGGGUACAAGGUCGGGGUGGUGCGGCAGAUGGAGACGGCAGCGAUCAAGGCUGCCGACGCGAAGCGGAGGAACUCAAACUUUCGACGCGAGCUGUGCGAGCUGUUUACCAAGUCGACGAUGAUGGUGGAGGACGUGGAGAUUGUUGGGCACUCGUUCUCCCCCUCCUCUUCCUCCUCCUCCUCGGUCUACCUGAUGUGCGUCUACGAGCAAGAAGGAGGAGGGGAGGAGGAGGCGGAUGUUGGGAUCGUUUGCAUCGACACUUCGUCGGGGGACAUUGUUUACGACAGUUUCAAGGACGACAGGACGCGAUCAGAGUUGGAAAGUAGACUGUGUCACCUGCAGCCCAAGGAGAUGGUACUCCCGGAGAAUCUGUCAGUAAAUAGCAUGAAGUUGAUCAAACGGCAUGUUGGGGGGAGGCAGAAAAGUUCGACGAGAGUUGAAAUUAUCUCUCCCAACUUGUUCAAGCAAGCUGCCGCUCACCGUGCAAUCUCUUCGUUCUUUGACAAGAAUGAUGGGGAUGAAGGAAGGAGCGACGACGAUG
Molecule: messenger RNA, 1561 nt
Organism: Guillardia theta CCMP2712
Lineage: Eukaryota; Cryptophyceae; Pyrenomonadales; Geminigeraceae
Exons: 5
Biological process (GO): mismatch repair; mitotic recombination
Cellular component (GO): nucleus
Molecular function (GO): ATP-dependent DNA damage sensor activity; mismatched DNA binding; ATP binding
Source: RefSeq, a predicted model, not a curated record